This is a messenger RNA of Chanos chanos (milkfish), 1063 nucleotides long. It is a transcript of the gene nat8l2, whose product is annotated as N-acetyltransferase 8-like 2. The transcript has 2 exons. The record is from RefSeq and is a predicted model, not a curated record. NCBI's taxonomy places the organism in Eukaryota, Metazoa, Chordata, Actinopteri, Gonorynchiformes, Chanidae. Gene Ontology annotation, molecular function: N-acetyltransferase activity. Bases 61 to 747 code for a protein of 228 amino acids.
ACAUCGGGUGUAAGAAGUGAUUUGAGAAGUCCUAAGCUUGCCGCUGGAGGGUUGCUCAAAAUGCACAUUGUCAUUAGACGGUACCAGACCUCCGAUAAGGAUGCUGUCCAAACGUUAUUCAGAGAUGGAAUCCAGGAGCACAUUAACCCUUCAUUCAUUGGUGCCAUAACACAGCCGCUGUUUGUGGCUGUAACUCUGUGCCUGUGUGUGACUGGUUAUAUCCUGGGUGGACAAUCCUUUCCUCUGGCACUGCUGGCAGGUGGGCUUUGGGUGGCCCUGGUCUAUUACAGCUGUUAUGAACUCUAUGCUGGCUUUGUCAGAAUCAAGCUACAAACAGAUAUGCAGGACAUCCCCGGUUACUACCUCAGCAGCCCAGACAACUGCUUCUGGGUUGCAGAGGCAGAGAUUGACGGGAGGUCACAGAUUGUAGGUAUGGUCGCCGUUGAGGCCAAAACGGAGGAGAGUGGAGACGGGAAGCGGUACGGGGAACUGUUCCGGAUGAUCGUGUCGUCUGCGUGUCGUCGUUGCGGCCUCGGAGCCCGAUUAGCCAAAACAGCUGUGGACUUUUGCAAGGAGCAUGGCUUCUCUAAGGUUGUCCUGGAGACGAGCUCCACGCAGAGAGCAGCGGUGGUGUUGUACCGCAAACUGGGAUUCACGCUUACGUUGGUCCACACUGAGACGUACACACCUCGAUGGCUUACCUGGUUGACUGGCGUCACCAUUUUAAAAAUGGAGAAAGACUUAUGACUAUCUUCAUUUCAGUGAAUCAUGUACCUCUGUGAUAUGCUGAGAUAUAGACUUUUAAUAAUAAUUCUGGCAAAAUUAGUAGAUGGGCACUCGAUAAUGUGAUGAUUAGGUCUGAUUGACUGUUUAUCAGUUAAUGAAUUUCUCAGUUCCAGACUGUGAGUUUACAGUAGUGUACCCGUGCAUUGAUUUGGUAAUAUUGUUGUGAUUAAAUACUUGACACUCUUUAUGGAUCGGUGAUUAGAUGACUCUUUCGUAUAACAAAUUACAGUUUGAUUUCGUUUGUCUGUUUUUGUUCUAAAUUGUUCUAAAUUUAAAC